AUGUUUCCAUUGAGUUCAGCGGCGAGAAGACCGCUAGGUAAACAAUUAAUCAUCAGAUAUGAUCAAUUACAAUUCCCAAAAAUGAAUAAAACCCAUCGUGGGUUUGCCACAUUUCAAGCUGUUGCAGAUACGUUUACCGCAGUACAUGAAGCUAGUGGUAUACCGUGGUUGGUUCUGAUACCGACAACGACAUUUGCGUUAAGAACUGUCUUUACUUUACCAUUUAGUAUAUGGCAACGUAAACGUAUUGUGAAACAACAAGAAUUGAGAAAAGUGGUUCAAUCGAUGACACCAAUAAUAAAAUUACGUUUAGCUGCUGCAAAGGCUAGCGAAGCACAACCUGUAAAUAAGAAUGUAACCAUAACAUCAAAGGCAAUCAUUACAAAAAAAUCGAAGAUUCCAGAUAUUAUUCAACAGGAGACCAAUAAACAAUUAACCCCAGAACAAAUAGUUUUAAUAGCAGCUAAAGAAACGCGUAAGAGACAGAAAUCCAUCUUUAAGAAACAUAAAGUCCAAAUGUGGAAAAAUAUGUUAUUACCUGUUGUACAAAUUCCAUUAUGGUGUACUGUCUCCAUGGGUAUAAGAAAACUGACAGAAUGGAAAAUUGAAGGUUCUACACAUGCAUGGUUUGAAAGCUUCAAGUUCCAUGAAAUUGAUCUUACUGGUCCGCUUGAUGUAUAUCCUAUGAUUAUACCAAUAACGUUAGGUAUUGUAUCUUUAUUAAAUGUUGAAUACAACGGUAAAAUGUUAUUGAGAAGGACUACCGAUGUAGUUGGGAUAGAUACGUAUCAGGAUGAUAAUUCAAGGUUAACUCAAGGUAUCAAGAGUGUAUUAAAUGUCUCUAGGAUCGGUUCUGUAUUCAUGAUGGGUGUAUCUUCUCAAGCAUCGAUCCUAUUAUCAUUAUAUUGGAUCAGUUCUAAUUUAUAUUCUUUAUUACAAAAUAUUGUAUUGGAUUUUUUAUGGCCUUAUCAAAAGUAG
Molecule: messenger RNA, 978 nt
Organism: Maudiozyma barnettii
Lineage: Eukaryota; Fungi; Ascomycota; Saccharomycetes; Saccharomycetales; Saccharomycetaceae
Gene: COX18
Product: membrane insertase COX18
Exons: 1
Coding region: 1-978 (325 amino acids)
Biological process (GO): protein insertion into mitochondrial inner membrane from matrix; mitochondrial respiratory chain complex IV assembly
Cellular component (GO): mitochondrial inner membrane
Molecular function (GO): membrane insertase activity
Source: RefSeq, a predicted model, not a curated record